This is a messenger RNA of Solenopsis invicta (red fire ant), 2675 nucleotides long. RefSeq names its product WD repeat-containing protein 91. Gene Ontology annotation, molecular function: protein binding; phosphatidylinositol 3-kinase regulator activity. NCBI's taxonomy places the organism in Eukaryota, Metazoa, Arthropoda, Insecta, Hymenoptera, Formicidae. The coding region runs from base 131 to 2131 and encodes 666 amino acids. The record is from RefSeq and is a predicted model, not a curated record. Gene Ontology annotation, biological process: early endosome to late endosome transport. Gene Ontology annotation, cellular component: extrinsic component of endosome membrane; early endosome membrane; late endosome membrane. The transcript has 7 exons.
CAUCCACUAUCCAGGCGAAAUGUUGCUGUUGUACUGUUCAUUCAGUGGCGAACCAAAAUGGCCGAAGGAUGACAAUAUACAGCUGUCAACUGGUGCGAACGAGUAGCAUUUCAAAGAAAUUGGAGGGAACAUGUCUCACGUACAGUAUGUGGACGAAUUGGUAAAGGAGUACUUGCUCUUCAGGGGUUUCAGUCAAACCCUGAAGGCUUUUGAUAAUGAUCUGAAGGCGGAAAAAGAAAAGGGAUUUAGGGUAGAUAAAAUAGUUGAUCAAUUAAUGCAAUACAUAUACAAUUACGAUCUGACGUCGCUGAGAGAGUUAUGGGGACAUUUAGACACUAGAAUGUUUUGCCGCCUCGAAAGCCACUUUACGCCCGCGAUCAAAAAGUUGGAGAAUUCCGUAUUAAAGAUGUACUUGGUAAAUGCAGCUGUGAACGGCAAGCAAGAUAGGAUACACGAAUUUUUUAAUAAAAUGACACCAGAGUUACAGGGUCAUUCUGAAUGGAAGGAUUGGUUCGCUCUCGCCUUUAUCAAAAAUCCCGAAGACAAUCCGACUUACUCGGUCCAUUUUAGCAAACAAUGGCAUGAUACUAUGUUAGUAUCCUUACACAAUUUCCUAGCAACAAUUUUUCAAUGUAUGCCUCAGCCAACAUUACUUACGAUUGACGAAGACACAAAUAAAUUUAAACGACUACAAGAGGAGAAUGAAACACUGAGGCAACGGUUGAGCGAAACCGUUAAAAUAGAAAGCAUAUCGGAUGUGAAUCCAGGUCCAGCACCCCAGCAUCCCCCCCUCAUGGAUGACUUUUACAUUAUUGCUCAGUACGUUCAUAUUAGCUUAUGUAAAAAAAGAUUUUAUAUUUUAAUAAUAUUAUUGAUAUUUAUAAAUAAUAGAGAGUCGCCGUUACUGGAAAAUCCAAAGACGCUGAGGAAUCUCAUACGAAAUAUUGGUGGUGGGUCCAGUCCAAUCCUAAGUAGAAAGCCUGCAAAUGUAAAAAAGAAUGUGGAAUCUGAAAUAGUCUCGACUAAACGUACGAAUACGAAGGGACGGGUGAAUUCAAUCAGUAAGUCUGAGGCAGUCGCCAAGAGGAGUAUCAGCUGUGAUUCAAGAUUAAAUAGUUCUAGAAAAAGAGACUCUUCUAUGGACACUGCUAUCGAGAGGAAGACUAAAGAAAAAAUAGAUUCCAGUUAUAUUCUUUUAAGUCAGGAGGAAUAUACAGAACAUAAAACCUCCAUAAUUCAGUGCAAGAGUAAUGCGAGUGGAUCGUAUGUCGCGACGGGCGACGCCGACGGUGUCAUCAAAGUAUGGACGCCGAUUCCUUCACCAAAGACUGUUACUACAUUCACCUCCGCCACGGUGAAUUCUAAUAAGGCUAUCACCUCACUGGAUUGGAUAUCGAAAAACGAACGUUAUUUCCUGCACGGCGACAACAACGGUUUAAUUCAGUUACACGAUACGCGAGAUUGUAAAACGCUCUGGGAUAUCAAUCAUGAGAAUUCGCGAAUCGUUACUUUAAUUUGCAAUCCGACGGAAUCGACGUUCGUCUGUUCUGUAUCGAGCGGUAGUGAAAGCAAACUGUUGCUGUACGAUAUAAAAACGAGAAAGCUCGAGAGAACAUUGCCGCUAGAUAAGAACGUUACUGCUUUAUGUUCCGCUUUCAAUCAUAACGGCCAACUACUUAUCACGGGAUUGUCUAAUGGCAAUAUACUCAUACACGAUCUGAGGCGAAACGAAAUAAUAGACAAUCUCAACUGCCACUCUAGCCCAAUAAUCGAUAUAGAAUUAAUUAACGACUUUACAAACAUAUGCGCGCAAAGCGAGGAUGGCAAGCUAUGCCAGAGAAGUCUGAAUCACUUUGGAAAAGUCUUAUGGGAGACCAAGAUUAAGAUUGAGAAAAAUCCCGUUCACGGAAAACUAUUUACCUUCGAUCAGAGCGGCAAUUACAUGCUGCUCUGCACGCAGACUGGAGGAAAUAUAUAUAAGAUGCCACCGAGUACGCAAGGAAAGAUUUUAGAACUAGGAGGACAUAAGGGUACUCUAUGUUGCGACUGGUCAACUGCCAAUCAAUCUGGAACUUGUAUAACCGGCGGUGCAGAAGGAAAGGCGCGAGUAUCAACACUACUCUCACCAUGAUAUAGAAACAAAAUUAGCAUCUGUGUAAAUUCGUAAGACAAAUACUGAUGAUAUUGAAGUUACUGAUGAUAUUAAUUGAAGAUCUUGUAGAUAUUUAUCUUAUUCAUUGUAUUAAACUCACACGAGAGAUUGUCGAUUAAAGACAUAUUAGAUUUUAAGACAUUAUACUGCAUUGCCAAAGCAUUGGUAAUCCGUGUAAAGAGAAAAGAUUCGAAUAUUUUAUGAAAAGUACAAUGUAUCACUGUGGUAGUAAUUACAAGUAGUAUUAAGUAGUAAUAUAAAAACCAUCUUUUAUCUUUUAAAAAGCAAUCAGGGAUUACCAAAUAUAAAAUGUACAGAGAAUACUGUAAUUAUUUUAAGAGGAGGAUCAUAAAUAUCUCAAUUAUUAUAUGAUAAUUUUACUCGCUUUUUUUGUAAUAUAAAAAAAGCAAAAAAAAGCGAUAAAAGAACAAUAAGGUCUUGUAUGUAAAAUUAGAAAAUGGAACCCUUGUACAAGAAAAUCAAGAAAAUGUCAAUAAAUAUCAGAGUCAAUUUUAGUGUUGCA